This is a messenger RNA of Aricia agestis (brown argus), 1268 nucleotides long. RefSeq names its product protein big brother-like. The coding region runs from base 14 to 721 and encodes 235 amino acids. Gene Ontology annotation, biological process: regulation of transcription by RNA polymerase II. NCBI's taxonomy places the organism in Eukaryota, Metazoa, Arthropoda, Insecta, Lepidoptera, Lycaenidae. Gene Ontology annotation, molecular function: sequence-specific DNA binding; transcription coactivator activity. Gene Ontology annotation, cellular component: nucleus; core-binding factor complex. The record is from RefSeq and is a predicted model, not a curated record. The transcript is spliced from 3 exons.
GCGUCGGCUUGUUAUGCACGCUAUGAGUGACCCGACUGCGUUGGCAGGAAUGAUUCCCUUCGAAUCUAUUGGACUGUACGAGCAGCCGAAGCCGCGGUUCAUCUUCAAAAUGCCCAGAGUGGUACCCGACCAGAAAGGAAAAUUCGAGUCCGAUGAUCUGUUUAAGAGACUGAGUCGAGAGAGUGAGGUGAGGUACACUGGGUACCGCGAUCGGCCGCCAGAGGAGCGCCAGAUGCGCUUCACCACGGGCUGCCGCGAGGGCCACACGGAGAUCGCCUUCACCACCACCGGCACCAACCUGCAGCUGGUAUUCGACCAUUCGCCCUACAACAACCGCGGAUGCGACUUCCAGAAGGAAACCGGAAAGGUCCACAUCGUGUCGCGAUUCAUCAUGAACGGCGUGUGCGUGCGCUGGCGGGGCUGGAUCGACCUGGAGCGGCUGGACGGGGCCGGCUGCCUCGAGCUGGACGAGGAGCGGGCGGCCAUCGAGGACGCCUCGCUGCGGGACCAGAUCGAGAGGUACAACCAGCGGCUGCGCGACUUCGAGGACAAGCAGCGCGCCUACCGCGAGCACGGCGAGGAGCUCCGCGCGCACUCGCAGGUGCACGCACAGCGCUGCCACCAGCCGCGCCAGCCUCCGCACCCCGCACACCCCGCGCACCCGCACGCCGCCCACCCCGCCCACAUCAAACCGCACUCCCAGGGCGCGCUCAUCUCGUAGACCGGCGCGUCUAGCCGAUACGCCGAAUAUACCGAUAUACUCAAAUACUAGAUUAGGAUGAAGCUUUCCUAGUGAAAGCUACGUGCAAAUACAAAACGAGCCCUAGAGGUUAUAACUAAAUUAACUGGUUAAGAUGGAUAGUGGAGAUUCGUUCAGACUUCAGACCGAGAACCUUAUUUUGAACAAAACUUAUAUUAUGUAAUGUUAACAAGUAGCAUAUUGAGUAGAAUUGUAUCCACCAGUAAUAGCCCAAUAUUAUAUUAUGUAACUGUACGAUGUAUCUAAUAUGUAUUUAACUCUAAUUGAUGAUCAUUACAUGAGUAUUCGUCAAAUAUUUAGUACGGAAUUCGGAGGAGAAUAGUUUUAAAACCAGAAACGCAUUUGAAAUAAUUUUAAUUAUGAUUACAUUUUAUAUUAAUUUGACUAGUUUAUAACAAUAUUAUGUAUUAAGUAUUAAUUACGAAAUAUGUUUGUUUUACUCCAGUAAAUAGUUUAGUUCUUGUUUUGGCCAAAUUGAUGUUAUUUAAUUUUAAGAUGAUUUUUAUGU